AUGGGUACUUCACCAUGUUUCAAAAAGAAGAAAAAAGAGAUUGCGAAGAUAGGUCAUCGAUCAUAGAUAAGUGAUAAGAGCAUAAGAUUAAUACAUGAAGAUUUUGUAGAGCAAAUAGCGGAUGAUUAAGGGGAGAAGGAGGAAGAUAACAUAGUAUAUGAUUACAUAGAAGGGGAUUUGAUAUAGGAGGGAUGCAAUGUUUAUUGUGCAUUGAAUACAUUGAAUGGUUAGCUUUUGGCAUUCAAAAUAUUUAAAUUAAGUAUGCAGGAUGAUUUCAACAAUAUAAUUAAUUUCGUAGACUUGCUAACAAGGUUGGAAUUGAAGAAUGUGCAUAAAAUAAUAGGAUGGGAUUAUUCGAUAUAAAAUAAUGAAGAAGUUAAAGAUGAGAUAAGAAUUCUAAUGCCAUAUGAAAGUGGUGGUUCAAUAAGUUGGUUGUUGUAGAAGUUCAAUUCAUUUUCUAGUCAAUUGGCUCUAAUGUUUAUGAAGUAAAUAUUAUUAGGAUUGGAAUGUCUCCACAAUUCUGGAAUCCUCCAUAAGAAUUUAAAAACAUCCAACGUUUUAGUAGAUGGUGAAGCAAAUGCAAAGUUGAGUGAUAUCUACAUUUUGAAGGAUUAUAAAUUGUCACUCUAUAGUGCUCCUGAGUGUUUCAAGGGCUAAGAAUAUUGUGAAUAAUCUGAUUUGUGGAGUGCUGGUUGUAUCUUUAUUGAAAUGUUGACAAGGGUCUCGCCUUGGCAUCAUUUAUCUGUGAACAUCAAUCUCGAAUAGAUUAGGAUAUGCUUUGAUUAAGGAUGUAUAUAUUCUGAUUAAUAUACAAUAGAGUUAUUUCCAUAUAAAUAAAUCACUAAGAACGAAGAGAUUUUGUAAAUAUUCAAUUCAAUCUUUAAGAUCAAUCCCAAAGAGAGAGCAACAUCUACAGAGUUACUUAAUCAUUCUCUCUUUAGAAAUCUGGAAAGUGAACCCUUGAAAUCAGAAAUCAUUUCUACAAGAAGAUAGUUACAAAUUAGAAAUGAUGACAGAAAAUCAUAUAAAAUUUAGAAUAGCAAUGUUUCAAAUUCAAGUAUACGGCACUCUAUUCGAAGAAGUCACAAUCCCUAUUCUACUAAGUAUCAGCAUGUUCUAUAACAACUGAAAUCUAUUCACCUUGAUUUUAAGAACACAAAUAACCACUUUGAUAGUCAGCUAUUAUCUUAUAUUGACAUUUAGAAUGUCUUAUCAAAGAAGAUCUAAAUGGAAACUAAAUUAAAAGAGAUCAGCAUUCAAUAAGUUAAUCAAGAUAGAAAUAAUCGAUAGACUCGACCUAAGGAAAUAUCUUCAUUAAAUAGAUAUAAUUAGACUGGAGACUAUUCCUUUUCAAAGUAGAAUCAUCUAAGAAUUCCGAGUUUGAACAAAUCCUUAAAUAGUGAUUAUGAUAAAGUAUAGACUAUUAGAUAAGUUGAUCCUUCAAUUAGAAUCAAUGUUCUAAGAAAGAAUGCUGAUGAAAUCCAGAAAUUAGAGGAACUCAUGUUUUAAUAAUUCUACUUAGGUUAAGAUACUAAAAAUGAGGAUUAUUCUAAAUCUAAUUUGAAUGAUAUUGAAAAAAUGAUGAUGGAAUAAUUUCAAUCUUCACUAUUUAAAUCUUCUAUAUCUGAAUAAAAGCAAUAACCUGUUCAAUAACCAGUCUCAGUAAUCUCAGAGAUCAUUAAUUAAUAAUCUCCUAAUUAUUUUGAAAAGUUAAUGUAAGAUUAAUUCUUCUAAGAUAAUGAUUCUGAAGUUGAUGAAUUACAAUAAUUGGAAGAUUUGAUUAACCAAUAGUUUUAUUAAGAUUAUAAGUAAUAGGGUCCUAAAAAUGAAUAAUAAAAAAAGAUACAAGAGAAUAUAUCAAUUGUUGCCUUUGAUUAACUUAUUUAAUCUCCAAAAAUUAACACGAUAGAUGAUGAUUUCAUAAUAAUGUUAGAAUGA
This is a messenger RNA of Paramecium tetraurelia, 1938 nucleotides long. RefSeq lists its product as uncharacterized. The transcript is spliced from 7 exons. The record is from RefSeq and is a predicted model, not a curated record. Lineage: Eukaryota; Ciliophora; Oligohymenophorea; Peniculida; Parameciidae. Gene Ontology annotation, molecular function: ATP binding; protein kinase activity. Gene Ontology annotation, biological process: protein phosphorylation.